Terrapene triunguis (Three-toed box turtle) is the source of this 1872-nucleotide messenger RNA. RefSeq names its product sprouty RTK signaling antagonist 2 (gene SPRY2). Gene Ontology annotation, cellular component: membrane; cytosol. NCBI's taxonomy places the organism in Eukaryota, Metazoa, Chordata, Testudines, Emydidae. Gene Ontology annotation, biological process: animal organ development; negative regulation of Ras protein signal transduction; negative regulation of MAP kinase activity. The transcript is spliced from 2 exons. Bases 152 to 1093 code for a protein of 313 amino acids. The record is from RefSeq and is a predicted model, not a curated record.
UUUUUUUUUUUGCUGCUGCUUUAGGCUGGAUUUACUUGCAAACCGCAGGAAGAAGAAAACACGAGAGAGAGGGGGGGGUUGGUGCAGUGCCGCGAUCACGGAGUUCAGAUGUGUUCUAAGCCUGCUGGAGUGACCAUUCUUCCGGAUACUGAUGGAGACAAGAGCUCAGAAUGGCAGUGGGUCCCAGUCUUUGCUACAGGUUCGGCAUGACGGUGGGAGGCAGCAGGGAGACUCUGACCUGAGGGAUGUUCUGACACAGCAGGUUCAUGUGUUGUCACUGGACCAGAUCAGGGCCAUCCGAAAUACAAAUGAGUACACAGAGGGACCUACAGUGGCUCCGCGACCAGGGGUUAAACCUGUCCCUCGUCCAGCUAGCCAGCACAAAAACGAAAGACCACAUGGCUUGCCUGAACAUCGUCAUCUUACCAGGGUCCAACAUGCACAGGUACAUACUUCCUCCCGGGCACCCCUGUCCCGUUCCAUCAGUACGGUCAGCACAGGUUCACCGAGCAGUACAAGGACAAGUACAAGCAGUAAUUCAUCUGAACACAGACUUUUAGGAUCAUCUUCAGGGCCAACGGCUGAUGGGAUAAUCAGGGUGCAGCCCAAGUCUGAGUUCAAGACAAGCAAUCUGAAGCCCCUGAGCAAAGAAGACUUGGGCAUGCAUGCCUAUAGGUGUGAGGACUGUGGAAAAUGUAAGUGUAAGGAGUGCACUUCUCCAAGGACCCUGCCAUCCUGUUGGAUCUGUGACAAGCAGUGUCUUUGCUCAGCCCAGAAUGUGGUUGAUUAUGGGACUUGUGUUUGCUGUGUGAAAUGCCUCUUCUAUCACUGCUCUAAUGAUGAUGAGGACAACUGUGCUGACAACCCAUGCUCUUGCAGUCAGUCACAUUGCUGCACUAGAUGGUCUGCCAUGGGUGUUGUAUCCCUCUUUUUGCCUUGCUUGUGGUGUUACUUACCAGCCAAGGGUUGCCUUAAAUUGUGCCAGGGGUGUUAUGACCGGGUAAACAGGCCCGGAUGCCGCUGUAAACACUCAAACACAGUUUGUUGCAAAGUUCCCAGUAUUCCCCCCAGGAACUUUGAAAAGCCAACAUAGCAUCACUAAUCGGGAAUACUAAAGUUAUAAGGAUUCUUCUAACACACAUAUGCAACCAACUAAACAGCUAUAACCUUGGCACUGUUAGUAGAAGGGUUGGGGGUAUACUUUGCUGUUUGCAGUGAACUGCUUUUCUGCAUGUGUGCCAUCUUAACUGAUCUGCUUGUUAGAACCCAGCUAAUGGAGCUCAAAUAUGGGAUGCAGUACUUUGUGACCCAUAUAUUGCAUAAGCUAAAGCAACACAGACACUCCUAGGUGACUAUUGUUUGUGAAUAGUACUUGCAAAAUUUGUAAAUUAGCAAAUGACUCCUUUUUUAUUGUUUUCUGCCAGAGAUAAUGUGCUAUAUUUUUGUAUAUACGAUAAUAUUUUCAACUGUGAAAAACAAGUCGUGUCAUAGAACAUGGCACUGUCACAAAAUAUUAUACUAAUAUGUUGUACAUUCAGAAGAAUGUGAAUCAAUCAGUAUGUUUUUAGAUUGUAUUUUUUGCCUGAUGGAAACCCUCUAUUACAAGUCUCUGAUUUCCCUUUGGACUUCAUGUAUAUUGUACAGUUUCAGUAAAAUUCAGCUUUUAUUUUCUAAUUUUUUUUCAACAUAUUGUUUAGUGUAAAGAAUAUUUAUUUGAAGUUUUAUUAUUUUAUAAAAAAGAAAUAUUUAUUUUAAGAGGCAUCUUACAAAUGUCACCCCUUCUUAUGAGGACGUCAUAGUUGCUGCAAAUAAGGGGUGACAGAUGCAUAUGUUCACUAUAAAAUAGAAAAUAUAUUAACGUUUGAAAUUAAA